AUGUGGGAAAAUGAUUCAAGAAUUAAGGAAGUCUCUAUCGGAGAUAAAACUGGUUCAACAAGAACAAAAUGCGUACAUUAAAACCCUGGAAAGGAAACUCAAGAUUCACGAGGAAAGAAUUCGAGAUGAUCAGAAGAAAAUUGCUGACUUGGAAGAACUUAUAUUGAAUAAAAAUGAACCGUUAAAUCAAGCUGAAUUUCCAUUUCAACAGGAGAAAAGUCAUGGAAGACAAGCUUCCAAGGGAGUUUUAAACGGCACCGAUAAAGGCUGGGACACGAAUUCGGUAAUCAACAAAAGAGAUGUUCAUUUUAACCUGUCUAGGAAAAAGCGCCUAUUAUCAGUGCCCGAACCGCAGAAUGGAGUGGCAUUUUCAGCAUACAUGAGCGCAAACGAAGGUACUGUUGGUGCUGGUCACACACUAAUUUUUCAUUCACUGGUGACUAACGUUGGAAAUCAUUAUAAUAAGCACACAGGAGUAUUUACUUCACCUGACUCUGGUGUCUAUGUGUUCACUUGGACAAUAAUUGUAGAUAAUCAUGAUUACAUUCGAACUGAACUUGUAGUGAACUCCAGUACAGUUGGAACAAUGUAUACCAGCGCUUAUGAUGUAAAUAAUGACAGAACAACUACAGGAGUUGUUGUUGUUCAGAUAAACCAAGGAGAUGUUGUUUUUAUACGAACAAAUCAUACAAGUGGUAGCGUUGGAACCAUAAUUAGUAUUCCAGAUGUGUUAAGAUCAACCUUUUCCGGUUGGAAACUGUUUUGACAAUACCUAAAAUAAUAUCUGUAUA
Molecule: messenger RNA, 791 nt
Organism: Saccostrea cuccullata (small rock oyster)
Lineage: Eukaryota; Metazoa; Mollusca; Bivalvia; Ostreida; Ostreidae
Product: cerebellin-1-like
Exons: 2
Coding region: 11-766 (251 amino acids)
Molecular function (GO): protein binding
Source: RefSeq, a predicted model, not a curated record